This is a messenger RNA of Rosa chinensis, 2292 nucleotides long. Its product is annotated as S-adenosylmethionine carrier 1, chloroplastic/mitochondrial. Gene Ontology annotation, cellular component: mitochondrial inner membrane. The record is from RefSeq and is a predicted model, not a curated record. The transcript has 4 exons. The coding region runs from base 354 to 776 and encodes 140 amino acids. Lineage: Eukaryota; Viridiplantae; Streptophyta; Magnoliopsida; Rosales; Rosaceae. Gene Ontology annotation, molecular function: S-adenosyl-L-methionine transmembrane transporter activity.
CUGAAUUGCUGAAGUUGUGUGUUUUGUUCGGUGACUCCAAUUACCGAAAUGACCCGCUUCUGAGUUUGAUGUGUUCUAUGGAUUGUUGAAAGUUUAAGCUUUCUAAACUCGGCCGGUUUAGGUAGGUUCAGUGAAAAAAGCCGGCCCUCUGAAUAGCGUAAGAUUGGAGGGAUUGAAAGGGCUAUAAUUGGUAUUUUGGCAUACUACCGCUCCCUCUCUCUAUCUCUUCAGUUUUGCACUCCUAAUUUUGGUGGUAAAGAUUUGAGCUUUUUCCAGUUUUUCUGUGCAAUGUAAUGUUGUUAGCAACUCUUUAACAAUUUCAUGGUUGAUUCGACUGGUAUUAUUGGGCCGCGAUGGGUCCUCUUACUCUGGCCGUCAAUUUGGAAAGCUUUACUUGUCCGUUGACUCCAAAGACUAAAAUGCCCGGCUUUCUUAGUUUCAUGUGUUCUAAGUUUCUGAGUUUCAUGCAUUGUGGAAGAAUUGGAUUUUUAUUUGAUGCAUGUGGCAAGAAAUUUCAGAAUGUUACUAUGGCAAAGCGGAAGUCUUUUGCAUCUGUCAGCAUGCAGGACGAUAAGCCUUUUGAUUUGUUGCGUACUUUAUUUGAGGGUGUUAUAGCAGGAGGUACAGCUGGUGUUGUUGUUGAAACAGCUUUAUAUCCCAUUGAUACUAUAAAGACAAGAUUGCAGGCCCAUGGUUUGCUCUCCAUGUGGUAUGGGGGCUUCAAAAUCCUCUCACAUUACCUAGCUAGCUAUUUGCUAGAGUUUCCUGCCACCUGAAGAUUGUAGGGUUUGGCAAGAGGCCCCAGUUUUGAGCCUGGGUCCCUGAAGCAGGUUUGCAGGAUUUCUGGGUAUCAAAGAAGGAUAGAAGUAUUUACUUGAUUCUCACUUGUUUUAUUUUCCCAGUUUUUUUUUUUGCCUACAUUGUUCUGCUUACACUGCUACAUUGAACUAUGCUGUUGUCCAGUUUGGGGUGACUUUUCUUGGUUUCUAGUUGCAAUGAUGUUCAUGUCUUGUUGUCAAUCUUGGUUUUGCAAUUCAUACUUUCUGUGAUAGAUUUGUCAUUUCAAAUUUAAUUAUGGGCAAGAAAUCUAGUUGAUAGGAAAUGACUUUUAUGUCAUUUCAAAUCAUUAUGGGCAAUUCAUACUUUCAUCGAUGUAAUACCCAAAAGGCCAUGUCACGAAUGGAGUUUCUUGUAAUAGCUUAUAUACAUAGACCGACUUAAUACAACUCUCGACCUGGAACUCACCCAAAUUCAGAGUCCCGUAUAGACAAAAUUAGGGUGCUAAGGUCUCCCUUGUUGAAAUUCUUCCGUCCUCAUCGGGGCCUGACAACUCAAGUCUGCCGUCAGUACUCCUCAAUGUUGGGAUGACUACUAGUAUUUGUCACAACAUGAGAUAUUCUAAAAUGAGUUUUUACUAAUUCAGCUCCUUAUAUUGACUUGUGUAGUUCCAGAAUGUCCUGGCAGAUAUACAGUAUUCUGUGUACGAUUGAAUAAUUCCUACAUAAAUUGUAAAAGAGUACUAAAGUGGUAUCAUACUGUCUCUGUGCACUUAAUGUUGGCAACAUAGGAUAAUCAGAUAACAAUAGUGCGCUGUCUUUCUUAUGUAUUGUGAGAUAAAUAUGAUAAGUUCUGGUGAAAAAAAUUACUUUAUGUCUUUGGUUCUGAGUUUUAAUCGGAUUAGUUUGGUUGGGACAAGUUCCUGUCUGUCUGAUUGUCUUCAUAGAAGAGUCCUGUUCAUUGUCUUUUACUAUGAUUAGAGUUAACUAAAUUAUCCAUCUGUUUGACCUAAAGCAAUUAUCUGAUACAUUUAAUAUCAAACUCUUCUAGGUGCAUUAACUGGAGUUAUAACCACUCCCCUUGAUGUGUUUAAAACUAGACUAAUGGUACAGGUAAGGCCAUCUGCUAUUCAGCAUGUUACUUGUCUCCCCUAGUCCCCUUGAUAACUAACUACGCUAUGGGCCUCCAACUGUUUGCUCUCCUUUUUCUUUACUUCCUUUUUUUUUUUUUCAAAAAUGGAUCUGCCAACCAGUACAAAGGAAUUGUUGACUGUGUUCAGACUAUUGUGAGGGAAGAAGGACCUCCCACUCUUUUGAAGGUAUGCAUUGAGCCUUUAUAUCCCUUGUAAUAUAAAACUAUAAAAUAUGACUGCCAUGUAUCUUAUUGCAGCUCUUGAAAAGUUAAACAAUUAUGCAAAAUGUUGUGCUGUUAAUAUUGCAUUUGUUUUUUCUUCGGUUCUUGUAAGUUAUGUUUCUUAGGGGAAGUGAAAUUGAUUGUUUAGUCUUAUGCCUUGUU